GCAUUAGGAACAUAUCCAGUGAACAUGACGAAGACUCAGAGGAUCCUGCUCUCAUGGUGGUUCCUGGAUCCUCAAAGUCUAUGUCCGGAGUCAGCCUGUACAAAGACUUCGUAGGCUGCCUACCUUUCCAUCUGUCCGUGAGGAUAUUGGGUCUGUUAGAGGAGGACGCUCUGGAAUGCUGCAAGAAGGUUUGUCGGUACUGGCAGCACCUUGCACAGCAAACCAUGGAGGAAAUCAAGUUCAGACGGACUUUGCAGUCUCAGAUUCAGGCCAUGACGAAGAGGCGCAGCACAGUAGUCAAUCCUACUUAUGCCAACUUUGUUGAAGUUCUGGUUCCCAUGAGGGACGGUGAGACAGAGGAUAUUUAUUCUACUGAUCAAAAGGAGAAGCCAUUUGCAGCUGCGUAUUCCAAAACCAAAACCAAAACAGUGCAAAUGGAAGAGAGGAAUGUUUAUUGUUGUGCAUAUUUUACCAAAGUGCUGCUGAGCAAGAAAGACCCUCACCGGGUGCUGGACUACAGAGGAGGAUCGCUCAUGGCCACCGGCUCAAAGGACCAUUUGGUGCAUCACAUUUAUGUGGGAUCAGAAACGAAAACCGUGGCGACGAUGAGGGGACACGUUAACAGCGUUCGGGCGGUGCUGCUCUGCGAGGACAGAGGUCUGGUGAUAACCGGAAGCUAUGACCAAAGUAUCAGGUGCUGGAGUCUGAAGACGGACAGGUGUGAGAUGGUGCUGUACGGUCACACUGGCACCAUCAACUGCCUGGAUCUUCAUGACGAUAGACUUGUAUCAGGAUCCAAGGAUUCUUUAGUCAAAGUGUGGAGUCUGCACACCGGGAAGCAAUUUGAGGACUUUAAUUUCAAACACGUCAGCCCCGUCCAGUGUGUAAAGAUCAGCAAGACAACCGUCUAUAGCAGCUGUGUUCAGGGCCUGGUCAAAAUAUGGAGCAUGGAAAAUGCGUCACUGCUCAGGGUGAUCACUGCUCACAGCAGCUCAGUGAAGUGCCUGUUCUUUGACGAAUGGCACCUUCUAUCUGGAGACUCAAGAGGAAAGGUCAUGGCGUGGAGCACCAAUUGUGAUGCGAAAGAAUGUCUCAUGACCUUCAACCACCCGAUGGAGGUAAAAUCUCUGAGCCUCUCCUACCUCCGUGUUGUUACCGGCUGUGUGGAUGGAAAGAUUUGCAUAUUUAAUUUCCUCACUGGAGGCUGUUUGAAAGAAAUCACUGCAGAGACUGAAACAGGCCAAAUACUGUCCCUGCAUUUCAAUGAGAACAGCAUAUUAGUGAACACAACAUCCAGUGUGAAGCUCUACCAGUUUGCCAAAGUGUUCUGGGAUUACGCAGAUUCAGCUCCAAGGGACCGGGAUGAUUUGGUGUCUCAGGAUGCUUUAGUUUCUGAGAAAUCUGCUGCUUUGCUCAGAAGGUUUCGUUUUACCUCUGUCGGGGCAGAUGACACAGCACAGGUGUCUUCAACAACCCAAAAGAUUUAUGGCUGUUACAGCAUGAAACCAGAAAGAGCUGAGCUGCUUUACCAGACCUGCUUCCCCACCAGACGUCAAACACAAGCCAGGGUGCACUGUGAGACUGUGAAACCGUCAGUGAUGCUAAGUGAGAAGGCAGCAAGUGAACGGAUGAAGAAGAGGGGUCCUCAUCAUCCCCUGACUCGAGACUGCCUCCUCCUCAGGGUGAAUGCCAUCCAGAAGGCACGGUGCACGGAUGAAGCUAGCGUUAACAUGGAGAGAAACGCCAGGCUGAGAGAUUCAUGGGGUCCUAAUACAACUCUCCGGAAACAGAGUCCGUGUCCACCACAGCACAAGGACGAUGUUCGUCACAGGCUGGUCAAGAUCUCCUCUGUGGUCCCCCAGUCAAGACGGAGUGAAGUCAUCAGAGUGAGCAGAGUUUGUCCUCUCCACAGAGACCUUUCACCCUGCCACCUGCCCCCUGGGCCUCGGUGCCUUGAGGGCAUCAUUAGGAACGACGAGGUUGAAGAUCAGCCGGAGAAGGUCCUCUGCUUUGACGGCAGCAGCACAACAGCUGGGCACUCGUGA
Messenger RNA from Stegastes partitus (bicolor damselfish), 2045 nucleotides. RefSeq names its product F-box and WD repeat domain containing 10 (gene fbxw10). The record is from RefSeq and is a predicted model, not a curated record. The annotation marks the transcript as partial. The transcript is spliced from 12 exons. Gene Ontology annotation, molecular function: protein binding. Lineage: Eukaryota; Metazoa; Chordata; Actinopteri; Pomacentridae.